AUGAACACAGAGGAUGAAGUUAGGAUCGAUUACAUUGAGUCAAGUCAGGCCAGGCGUAUCCAUGGUAUCGCGUAUACCGUUAGCUGCCUAGCUGGUUUACCCAGUAGACCAAGGUCAAUUACAUCGAGCCUUACCUCCGGUGGCUCGUUCACACCGAAAGAAAGACAAUUACAUCGAACGACUGUGAAGGAGAGGGGAGCGAAGUUGAGGGCUACGCUUUCAAGUAAGGCUCAGGGUAUGGGAAAACUAACCAUUGAAGCUAUUCUUGAAAAACAAGAGCAAGGGUUCGAAGUCGAAGUGACGGAAGAUAGUGAAGUUCGAAGGGGAAGGAAGACUAAACCUAGUGCCGAGCUAAAGGCGUCAGAAAGAAGCGUCAAGUCACCAAUACGAAUGACUACUUGUGAAGUACCAUGGAAUUGGGAAGAAUUCUUACGAAUUUCUGACCAUCCCCUUCUCUUGGGUCAUUGGCGGGCUUUCCCGCUUCUGUUGCUGCUACUGGGUGGGAUGAAGGCAUCUAUCUUAUUAUAUUACAGAACAUCGUUAGACGCAUGGAAGACUACGAAGAGGGAAGAUUCAAUUCAUCAUUGGCCCACUCUAUAUCCCCACGGAGCGAUAAGGAGAGUAAGUUUACUUACCCACCCGACCGACCAGACAGGAAAGGCACGAAGCGGAACUCCUGAAACAAAACAAGCAGUUCCCGUCGGACCAAACCAAAUGGAAGAGCAGCUAGCUACACCGGAACAACUUCAACGUCUAUGCGCAGGAAGCAUUUAUCUUAAUCCAAGACAUAUCGGUAAAAGAAAAGUCUAUUUCGCGUGA
Striga asiatica is the source of this 819-nucleotide messenger RNA. Lineage: Eukaryota; Viridiplantae; Streptophyta; Magnoliopsida; Lamiales; Orobanchaceae. The record is from the annotation of a GenBank genome assembly.